Heterobasidion irregulare TC 32-1 is the source of this 1431-nucleotide messenger RNA. RefSeq lists its product as uncharacterized. The record is from RefSeq and is a predicted model, not a curated record. Lineage: Eukaryota; Fungi; Basidiomycota; Agaricomycetes; Russulales; Bondarzewiaceae. The coding region runs from base 1 to 1431 and encodes 476 amino acids. The transcript has 2 exons.
AUGCCUUCUCUCUCUACUCCGAACCCCUACGCUUCCGCGCUCACCAUCGUCUUGCGUCGUCAUCUAGAGAGGUUGCAGAUCCAGAACAGACAACUCUUUGACCCAAGCACCCCUGCUACUGCAUUCCUCACUAAGGCCCUUAUGAAGGCUCACUUGCUACAACUUCGAAACACUCUCUUGAAACGGCGGUGCGCAGAUCUAGAGAAAAGACAUCGUGAAUUGACAGAGACUGACGAUGGUGGACAUGGCCGUCCUGUGUACUCUCAGCAUCCCCCCCAGCAAGAUGCUCCAGAGUCGAAGGCUCAUGAUCCAGACCAGGCCAACAGUAUUUCCGAGAUCAAACAGCGGGACGAGAGAAUUGCGGAGCUCGGGAAUGGCCUACGGAGCGCUUACACGGAGCUCUAUGUCUAUCAAGUUAAUGAGGACCGUCGUGUACGCCAGAUACUAGCCAAAGAGCACGGAGAGCACGCAAAGACUGUGGCGGCAUUGAAAAAUCUGAUCUUCCGUGCAAGGUGCGAAAGCGCUAUCAAAGUGACAGAGUGUGCAGAAUUGGAACGAUGGGCGGGGGAAUUGGAGAACAAACUGGUGAAGAUGGCGGCAGAGCAGGAGUUCGAGAAGGAGACGUAUCGGAUCCGACUGCAGCAGAUGGAAGGGACGAUCAAGUGGAUGGGUGAGUUGGCACAGAAAAGGGCGCUAGAGGGAGAGCAGAUGAGGGAGGAGAUCGACAUAUUGAGAAUGGAGAACGAGAUAUUCCGGAAGCAGGACGUCAUUCGGCGAGAGAAUGCCAUCAGCAAGUCAGUGACAGCUGAGGAAGGUAUCCCUCCAAAGGAGGCAGAGGGUAGCACCAUUGCGGCGCAUGCCGACUGUCAUACCCACCUGGCAUUAGCGCUGGCCGGAGAGCGACAAGCGAAGGCGACCGCGGAGCAGACGGCACAGCACCUCCAGGCCCAAAUCCGUCACGCGCGAGUUCUCCAACAAAAGCACGAAAGCUUCAGACAGAAGAUGAUCGAUCUCUUGGCCCGCAUGAAGGCAGAGAAAUUAGCGCCAAAAACGAACAAUACUGUGGAGAUGGAAGACCUCAUGCUAGACGCGACGGGCCAACAGAAUAACUGCCAACAACUUCUAGUCAAUGCUACCGGACGGGGAGCUGGAGAGGACCUACCUCACGAGCAAAGGACCACAUACGUAGAAGAUACCCUCUUGAGUUCAACAGUGCAACAAGCACAUACGGACUCUGGUAUGCUGUCUGCUUCACCGGGCCCCUCACACAUCCCUCUAUCAGACCAUCAGCUUCACCAGACGGGAAGGCUUAUUGAGAGCAUCAUGCGCGACCAAGGCUCACCUGUCCCAUCGCAUGGAUUCAUGGAGCUCGCGCGCCGUAUUCCUCGGUCGAUGUGGCCCGAAUAUCUAGGCGUUCCCGCGCAAACUUGA